Messenger RNA from Equus caballus (horse), 5720 nucleotides. The record is from RefSeq and is a predicted model, not a curated record. Lineage: Eukaryota; Metazoa; Chordata; Mammalia; Perissodactyla; Equidae.
CAAAAAUUUUGUGUGACUUGCUUUAUUGCAAUAUUCCCUUUUUGCAGUGGCCUGGAACUGAACCCACAAUAUCUACAAGAUAUGCUGUAUUUAAUAUUCUGAUCCAAGGCUUAAGGCCAACUUAUUCUUCAGCUUAGACCCAGGCCUCAACAUCUUUCCCUUUUCCCCUAGAGGUUGAACCAAUUUAGACCUCAGUUAAAGAAAUACUUUCUGAGAUCUGGCCAAAACUUUCUUAUUGUUAUCCCUAGAUGAGGCCACUGGGAAAAACAGGGUAAUCCAACAGGGUCAGAAACAAACCUUGGCUUGUUUAUUAAAAAGUGUACACGGGACUGUAGCUCAGUGGUAAGGCCUGAGCGCACACACAGAGUGCUCUGGAUCACCAUCCCCAAGAUGGGUUGUCGACAGAAUAGCCACAGCUCAGAAUGUGUUUGCUAUAUACUCUCCUUUAGAGACAGGAGUGUAGUUGGUCCUUCUCAAAUCAGGAAAGACCAUAGUGCCCUUUAUAACUGCAUGUAACUACUUUUCAAGCUGUUUAAGUGUUAUGGCCAUUGUGUGGGCUUCAAAUAACUGCUAUACUUGAUAAAAUUACCUUCCAACACUCAUCCCAUUUUAGAGGCCUUCUGAGAUGCUUGGACGUGAGCAUCACUGUGUUUGGCUUUGCUGCAUACUUGCUCCUGCUGAAAUGAGAGAACAAGGAGUUGAGGCUGACUGCAUACUCCAGGAGAGAGAGACCUAAAUUUGGACAUCUGCCCUCCACCAGAUUCUGUAAUUCUCAUACCACAGCUUCAGGUAAAGUGCAGUUCAGAUUUCUUUGAGAUGUAUUUUUUACUUCUUUUUCACUCAUCUAAUCGUAUAUUGUAUUUUCUCCAUAAGUAAAUGUAAAUUAGAAUAGCUUCCUCAUAAGGGAAAUUGGUUAGAUUCUUGAUUAUAUAACAUAGUCUCCAGCAUCAGAACUGGUCUAAAUAAAUGUUAGGUUAUAUGUAUUUUAUUUAUAAAUAUAUAAGUAAAUAUAUUUAAUAAGAAUAAUAAUUUUUUACUGAAAUUGAGAUGUUUGCUGAACCACAAAACCACAUGGGCUGGGAAAAAAUCUAUUCUAUACCUUAUUACUUAUUCAAGUGACAUAUACCAGAUUUCCUGACCCUGAAUGUGGAACAGAAGAAAAUAUCAGGCAGUAAGAGAAGAACAUUUUUCUACUAAAGAACAUUUGGCAACAACAUAGGAAAAAAAUGUCAGUUACAGACAAUAGACACAUUUUCUUUAAGAGGGAGAAAUCUAAAACAGCUCACUUACCUAUUUUAAAGUAAGAGGAAGAGAUUAUAAAAGCCAUUCCAUAAAAUCAUUUAAGGAUAUGGACCAUUAGGUACAGAAACAGACUGAGAGAGAAGACAGUAAAAAGCAGCGUGUGUCCACACAUACACACAUAAACACACACACACCCUUCAAGUGUGAUACAAAUUUAACAACACUAACAAAGCACAGGGAACAAAGCAGAGUGGAUGAAGGAGACAUAAAGAAAGAUAAAUGAAAUGAUUCAAAGAGAGAGGCAGCUUCGACGCAGUCGUCCUGAGGAGGCUCCUGUCAUGGAGAUCCUCCUGUUUGCUUGGACAGAGGGUGUAUCCCCAUAACAAAUAAAUUCCUUGUUGCCCUGCUUUUGUUUUCAGCAAACUGGAGAUUCUAGUCUUUGCAUUUUUUUUCACUGUUUUCCCUGACUACAAGCAAUUGUUUCCUAAUUGGUUACUAUUAGGGCAUGUCCAUUAAUUGAAACAAUAAAUAUUUAAUGAGCACAAAUAAUAUACUAGACAUCAUCCUAGAUUCUUGGAACACAUCAGUGAGCAAAAUAAUGUCCUCCUCUUAUAUUCAGGUGGUUGAGAUAGAAAAUACGUACUAAGUUUAUAAUACAAUGCCAGGUAGUGGCAUGUGCUUCAAAGAAAACUGAAGCAGGAUUGGGAAACAGAGUCGCAAAGAUGGACUAAAUUAGGGAAGGCCUCUCUGAGUCUCUGAUUUUUACCAGAAAUCUGAAAGAAGUGACAAAUUAAGGGAUGUGAAUACUGUCAAGGGAAGGAGAGGGACAUUCCAGGCCUUGAUGAGAGCCACACUUGGCAUCUAGUACAGUGUUCCCCUCUUAUCCUGGGGGGCUACAUUCCAAGACUCCCAGUGGAUGCCUGAAACCAAAGAUGGCACUGAAUCAUAUAUACACUAUUUUUUUUCUAUACAUAUAUACCUAUGAUAGUUUAAUUUAUAAAUUAGGCAGUGUAAGAGUUUAACAACAACUAAUAAAAAAAAUAGGACAAUUAUUAACAACAUACCAUACAAAAAGUUUCUGUAGAUCUUAGCAAGCUCAGCAUACAAUUUUUUUUCUUUCCUUCUUAAAUCAAGAAUUUUCACCUCUUCUCUUAAAGAAAGCACUUUAUGACUUCUCUUUAGCAUAUCCAAUUGCCAGCAUUACUCGUCUUGUGCUUUGGCACCAUUAUUAAGUAAAAUAAAGGUUUCUUGAACACAUGCACUGCCAUACCCCAAGAGGCGAUCCAGCAACCGAGAGGGCUACUAAGUGACUAAAAGGCAGGUAGCAGACACAGCAUGGAUUUGCUGGACAAAAGGAAGAUUCAUGCCCCAGGCAGGACAGAUCAGGAUGGGGCAAGAUUUCAUCAUGCUACUCAGAAUGGCAUGCAAUUUAAACUUAUAAAUUGUUUAUUUCUGGAAUUUUCCAUUUAAUAUUUUCAGAUUGUGGUUUACUGUGGGUAAUUGAAACCACAAAAGUGAAAUUGCAGAUAAGGGGGGACUACUUUAUCAGCACAGCUGGAGUGGCGUUAGUAGAGGGAAGAAUGGUGGGAAAUGUGGGCAUGGGGGAAGGCCUCAUUGGCCAUAUAAGUUGUGGUAAGGAAUUUGGGGUUUACUUUGCAUGUUUAAAGGAUUGAGAACAGGUAGAUGAGAUGAUCAGAUUUUUGAAAAACUAUCAGUCUAGCUAACGGGUGGGUAAUAGUCUCUAACCUAUAAAAAACGGAAACAGGCAAUUUAAGAGGUUUCUGUAGUAGUUUAAGUGAGAAUUUCAUGGUAGCAUUGACCAAGGUGAAAGCUGAUGGGAAUGCCAAAAAUUGUUCAGAUUCCGAAUGUUUGGAACAUGAUGCCUGGAGGCUUUGUUGAUGGUUUGGAUGUAGAGUACUGAGAAGGGUGGUAAGGUGUGGCCGAAGUUUGUGGCCUGUGCAACUGAGUAAACGGAGGUGUCAUUUAAUGAUAAUGCUGAAAAUCUUUAAGUAAUCUAAAACUAUGCUGCUAACUGAAUUGUAAAGAAAUUGAGAGAAUAUCUUAAUGAGAAAACUUCUGUAGAGUCAUUUGUAACAUGGUAAUGUCUUGUUAUUGCAGUUUCAGGAAAGAAGAAAUGAAAAGCCCAGGAGGGAAUAAUCACUCUGACCCUGUGACUGAAUUCAUUCUUCUCGGAUUCCCUUGUACCUGGGAGACUCAGAUCCUCCUCUUCUCACUCUUCUCUGUGAUCUAUUUCCUGACGGUAACGGGAAACCUGUGCAUUAUCUGUACAGUGUGGUGUGUCCACCAUCUCCACACCCCCAUGUACAUCCUGCUGGCCAAUUUUUCCUUCCUAGAGAUUUGCUAUGUUACUUCUACUGUCCCCAAUAUGCUAGCCAAUUUUCUCUCUGAGAGAAACUCCAUUUCCUUCUCUGGCUGCUUCCUCCAGUUUUACUUCUUCUUCUCCAUGGGCACCACUGAGACCUUCUUCUUGUCUGCCAUGGCCUUUGACAGGUACCUCGCUAUCUGCAGGCCCCUGCACUACCCCACUGUCAUGACAGUUCAACGCUGCAUCAGAAUGGGAGCCUACUGCUGGAUAUGUGGCUUCUCCUGUUUUCUCCUCCCAGUUUAUCUCAUCUCUCAGCUUCCUUUUUGUGGCCCUAAUACUAUUGAUCACUUUUUAUGUGACCCAGGACCCCUUAUGAAGCUUUCCUGUGUGCCAGCUCCUGCCACUGAGAUCACCUGUGCCAUCUUUAACUCAGUCCUAAUUUUCUCCACUUUCCUCUUCAUUACCAGCUCCUACACCCUGGUGAUCAGAGCUGUGUUGAGGGUCCCCUCAGCAGAAGGCCGGCGUAAGACAUUCUCCACAUGUGGCUCCCAUCUAGCCGUGGUGUCCCUGUUCUAUGGCUCCAUCAUGGUGAUGUAUGUGAGCCCAACAGCAGGCAAUUCAGCAGGGAUUCAGAAAAUUGUAACUUUAUUUUAUUCUGUGAUGACUCCACUUUUCAAUCCCUUGAUCUACAGCCUUCGGAAUAAGGAGAUGAAGGAGGCCCUGAGAAAACUUUUUAGGGUUAUAAGAUUGGGUCAAAGACAGCCUCUGAAGAACUAGAAUCCACAGAUACGUAUGACAUACAGAGAUAUAAAAUUAUAGGAGGUUAAUGUUCUUAAGUAAAUUUGAAAGUAAGUAAAUUUGUUCCCUAUAUUCCCCGGAAUAUUUUUAAGGAUGCAUUUCAGUGAAGCAAAUAGUAAAUAAGAUCUUACCAUAACUUGCAUAAAUCAUUCAUACUAGGCUUUAUUAUAUUAAUAUUCCUGUGUGUAUAGCAUGGAAACAGGAAAAUGUCAGACAUUCUCGGGCAUUUUGAAGGAAAAAACAUAAAUAACCCAGAAGUCAACUGGUCAGCUCCUAUCCUUUGCAAAUUUAGGUAAAUUUGCCUCUGAGUCCCUGUUUCAUAGUAAUUAGAUGUCGGGAGUCCCCACCACUGUCUCCCUACACACACACAUACAUAAACACACACACACGCACACACCAUACAAACAUGUUCAUGAAUGCUUCUCCUCUCCCAAUCGUGAAUCCACCAGCUGUCUUAUUUUGAUCACAACAAUCUGGAUGUGAGAGCCAUUCCUUUCAAUAUUUUACCCAAAACCAAACUCAAUCCAGCUUAGUGUAGGUUUAUUAACUUGACUACAGGUCAGAGUUAGGGAAAAUCAGAGGAAAGGCCACCGUGCUGAACACCCUUUCAAUCUCUCAUAUUAUACCUGGUUCUGCCUCUUUUUCUUCCUUCCUCAUCUUCUUUCCACUACCCACAAGAGUGACCAGAACAUCUUUCCUUUCUUAUUCAGAAUAAUUUUGACCAUAUGAAGGCCCUUUGGGGUUUGAGAUUCUUCCUCAAGUGGGCUUGUCAAAAAAUUUCUUCUCAGCCAACCUAAUUCUCAAACAGGAUCUUAUCUGGAGAAAAUAGCUUUCUCCAACUGGUUACUUUUUGGGUUGCGUUAGGUUCUUAUAACUUAAUAUAUUCCUUCUUUAUCUUUGUACCACAGGAGCACUUAAUGCAAAAGAAUAAAUUACUGAAACAGAACAGAGGUGAAACCUGGAAACUAGAUUACCUGGAAAAAACUUAAUGAAACAACAAUAACUCAUAUUUUAAGUGCUUUAUUAUUUUUAAAAUGCUUUUCUCCCUGUACGUAUUAGAACGAAUACUAGCGAUGUAGAGAGGACAGUGUGUGUGAGUCUGAGGAUAGAAAUAAGAUAGUAUGGCCAAUGUCUGAAAUGAAGUAUGUUACUCCAGUAAAUUUUCAAAGUGGCCUGAAAUUAUCAUAUUGCAUCUUAGUAAAUAAGUCUUACUCUAAGAGGGCACAAUCUCAUCUACUAAUGAAAUUGUGCACAGUUCCAUAGGAGCACAAAAAACAAGAUUCACUUGUGCAUGCCAACUUCUCCUUCCUGGAGAUCUGCUAUGUCAACUCUGACAUGCCCAACAUGCUGACCA